Messenger RNA from Cottoperca gobio, 3590 nucleotides. It is a transcript of the gene phf14, whose product is annotated as PHD finger protein 14. The record is from RefSeq and is a predicted model, not a curated record. Gene Ontology annotation, biological process: regulation of transcription by RNA polymerase II. The coding region runs from base 241 to 1896 and encodes 551 amino acids. Lineage: Eukaryota; Metazoa; Chordata; Actinopteri; Perciformes; Bovichtidae. The transcript has 14 exons.
AACAUUCAGCUUCACACUUAUAAAAAGCAGAAGCGGGAACGUAUGAAGUCGUCUCUUUGUUUGGGGUUAUACGUGAUAACACACUACAUGUAAACUCUCUGUUUGAAUGUCGUCUGAGUCUGAAGGAGCUUUGUGAAGUCUGACAUGAUGAGGGAAUUAAGUCCGUUUGAGACUUCAGCUUUAUAACCUGAGAUUGAGGACAGACGCAGGCAGAUCGGGGCAAUGCAUUAUGGGAAAUGAAUGAUCGAUUGUUUUUGGAGCUCGACCCAGUCGAGGGAAUCAGGAUGUUACGGCGUGGAUGGCGAGAGCGACUCGAUCAUGAGCUCGGCCUCGGAGAACUCGACGGAGCCGUGGUUCUGUGACGCCUGUAAGAAUGGCGUGACUCCCAGCUGCGAGCUGUGCCCCAACCAGGACGGCAUCUUCAAAGAGACGGACGCCGGGAGAUGGGUGCACGUCGUUUGUGCACUUUAUGUUCCCGGAGUAGCAUUUGGAGACAUCGAUAAACUACGACCGGUGACGCUCACGGAGAUGAAUUAUUCAAAAUACGGAGCCAAGGAGUGCAGCUUCUGUGAGGACGCUCGCUUCGCCAGGACCGGCGUGUGCAUCAGCUGCGACGCAGGAAUGUGUCGCUCCUAUUUCCACGUCACCUGUGCACAGAGGGAGGGGCUCCUGUCUGAGGCUGCUGCAGAGGAGGAUAUUGCUGAUCCAUUUUUUGCGUACUGCAAACAGCAUGCGGACCGCUUUGACAGGAAGUGGAAAAGGAAGAAUUAUCUGGCGCUGCAGUCGUACUGUAAGGUGUCUCUGCAGGAGAGAGAGAAGCAGCUGACUCCAGAGGCUCAGGCCCGGAUCACCACCCGUCUGCAGCAGUACAGGGCGAAAGCAGAGCUGUCGAGGAACACGCGGCCUCAGGCGUGGGUGCCCCGGGAGAAGCUGCCGCGACCUCUGACCUCUAGUGCCUCAGCCAUCAGGAAGCUGAUGAGGAAGGCGGAGCUGAUGGGCAUCAGCACCGACAUUUUCCCCGUCGACACGUCUGAUGCCAACGCCAGCUUGGACGGACGCAGGAAACACAAGCAGCCCGCCCUCACGGCAGACUUCGUCAACUACUACCUGGAGCGGAACAUGAGGAUGAUCCAGAUCCAGGACAACAUCUCUGAACAGAAGAACCUGAAAGACAAGCUGGAGAGCGAGCAAGAAAAACUGCACGUGGAGUACAACAAGCUCUGUGAGUCCCUGGAGGAGCUGCUGAAUGUGAAUGGAGAGCUGCGGAGUGAAGGCCAGGCCAUGUGGACUCUGCUGGGUGGCAUCCUGGGCCAGAAACUCAACACCCCAGCGGUUCUGAAAGCCCCAAAGGAGAGGAAGCCCAGCAAGAAGGAGGGAGGAACCCCAGGGAAGUCCUCCAGUCUGCCAGCGAUCCUCUACAGUUGUGGGAUCUGUAAGAAGAACCAGGACCAACAUCUGCUGGUACUGUGUGACACCUGCAAGCUCUACUAUCACCUGGGCUGCCUGGAGCCGCCGCUGACACGCAUGCCCAAGAAGACCAAGAACAGCUACUGGCAAUGCUCAGAGUGUGACCAGGCCAGCAGCGACGAGGCCGAUAUCGCCAUGGAGACGCUACCGGACGGCACCAAGCGGUCCCGGAGGCAGAUCAAAGGACCGAUCAAGUUCAUCCCACAGGAGAUGUCGCCAGAGCCCAAGAAACAUCAGAGAACCAGAGGGCAGAAGAGGAAGAGGGUUCCCCUCAGUGAAGACAGAGACGAUAAAGUCGAGGAACCACUGCCACGGGAACGCCGACAACGCCAGUCUGCAAUGCAGAAAAAACCCAAAGCUGACGACACGAGGACCGAGUGUACAACCUGCAGGGGACCGGGAGACAACGAGAACCUCGUGAGGUUGUGAGAGCCGGGCAGACACCUCCCCUCCCAUAAACACUCGGGCCCAGAUGACCGUUGGCUUAGAGACAGAGAGGCAAAUUGAAGCGUUUGAAGAAUGGCGCUCGAGUCAGGCUGAGGAGUGAGACCGUCACGCCGCCCGCAACCCCUUCUCAUCCAAACUGGACCGACAACAGUCCAACGAACUGAAUCCAAAACACGGAGUCGGGAUGUUUUGGUUAACGUUGGACUGCUUUUACACUACGAGUAACUUGGUUUGAUUGUUUUUGUCACCAGUUGUGGUUCAAGUUGCAUCUAUGCAAUCUAGAACUAAAACGUUAUGUAUUUAUACUAUUCAUGUAUUAAACCAUUUUGGCAAAUUCCCACCACACCUCUUUAUGUUUGACAAACAGAAGAAGAGACAGAAGUGUAUAGCCGCUGAAGUUCAUUUAUAAAUCAUUUCCUCUUUAAUGUGAUUUAUUUCCUUUUGAAAUGUUGGACAGUGAAAGAUCAGCUAUGCAGUGGAAAUCCCUUUGAUUUGACCGAAAGGCAGAUUCUCAGUUUUGUGAUGACAACAGUGACACUAAUGAACCAUGAAGACCACUGAAGACGCACCUUUUCAAAGAAGACGCCGCUUUCUAAAAAGCUGAAAUGCUCCUGGGAUCGUAAAGAUUUAGUUGAUUGUAAUAAGUUUGUCCAACGGCGACGAGCUUCGAUCGCUCACACGGCAGCUCGGAUCCUCCGCAGGAACUGAGUGGAAGAGCCUUAGCUUGACAACUAAACGUGCUGCUGAUUUGUGCAUCUUCUGACUUGAUACGCUGUCCAGAAUAAUUCCUCGAAUGACUUUCCAUUGGUCUGACCCUCCGUACAACUUCUCAUCACUGAUUGAAACACCCGGAUUUUCAUUUCAAAUGACAAACUUGAACCCAGACUGAGUGUUGUGUUGUGUUUUCUAAGUUUAAGAAGAGUCAGUGUUGUGUAUCAAGUGUAGCAGUCAAUGCUUUAAAGCAUCUGUAGUAGAAAGUAGUGGAUCGUGGUAAUAGCUCUUAGAUAUUAGUCUUUAGAAGUCUUCCUCUGUGACAGCUGAAGUGACACGUCCUCAGAAAGAAGCCCAGCGUUGUCUCCGUGUCCCCGGUGGCCCUUAGUCAAUGCUGUCAAAACAACAGCUGCCUGCCGCCCCGUCAGGGCCCCUGACACGUGUCACAUCGUGCCCUCGUGUGUCACUCCGCCGUACGGCCUGUGUGCACGCUGGCGGGAGCAGAGCGGCGGUGCUGCUGUUUCUCUGGACCGUGUGCAGAAACAGAGAGCUGGUGCAGAAGGACCUGGUGACCCCGGACCAGCCUGUCCCAUCUCUCUCUCACUGCAUGGCUGUAUUUACAUCUGUAAGUGAUGUAGGAUCUGAGUGCCGGGUAUCUGACGAUGUGUACAGUAUUUAUUGAAGAGGCCAAACAUACUUGUUGUGCCUCCAUACUUGAUGGAAUAUAAGUUUGUGUCGUGAACAGAACUCUGAUGUGUGACGUCGUCUGAAAGUUUUCUUUUAAUGGAGUGUUGGUCUGUGUUUACUUCCUGCUCCAAAGGGAAGGUUUCUCAUGUGUGUACUUGUAUUACUGUGAUACUUAUGAAGUCAGAACGUUGCUGCUGUCGUGUAUGUGUCUCGGCCUCUGGCCUACAGCUCUUCAACAUUAAGCGGAGCUUUAAUAAACUCUUGACUUUUUCACCUUA